Molecule: messenger RNA, 258 nt
Organism: Nycticebus coucang (slow loris)
Lineage: Eukaryota; Metazoa; Chordata; Mammalia; Primates; Lorisidae
Product: enhancer of rudimentary homolog
Exons: 1
Coding region: 1-258 (85 amino acids)
Source: RefSeq, a predicted model, not a curated record
AUGUCUCACACCAUUUUGCUGGUACAGCCUACUAAGAGGCCAGAAGGCAGAACUUACACUGACUAUGAAUCUGUGAACAAAUGCGUGGAAGGCAUUUGUAAAAUGUAUGAAGAACAUUUGAAGAGAAUGGAUCCCAAUAGCCCCUCUAUCACAUACAAUAUCAGUCAGUUGUUUGAUUUUAUCAAUGACCUGGCAGACCUCAGCUGUCUGGUUCACGGAGCCAAUACCCAGACAUACCAGCCUUAUAACAAAGACUAG